AUGGCAAACCCAUCAUAUGCGGAGUUCUCGGAUGAAAUCUUCUCGUGCCCUGAGGGCGGUGACUUCCUGGUGUGCAAAACAGGAACGAAGUUCGUGGGAUGUUGCAAUGGACUCAACGCCUGCGAGCAUGGCUGUUUCGAUGAGAAUCUACUUCCUGCGGCGAUUCGCGGAGAGUUUGUCGGCGAGAUCCCUGGCGUUUCUUGCGGGGGAUCAGUACCAUUUUGGAGUGGUUCGGAGAAAGAGAGCAGUUUCUAUGGCUGUUGCGACAGCGACCCCUUCCAGAAUGUGCCACCGGUUUGCCCUAGAAAGGACUUGUACCCAGCUUUUUGGGACCGACCGGAUCAGUUCUACUUCUUUCCGAAAAAUGUUCAGAAUGCCACUCCGGUCGUGACUUCGCCGAUCGUCCUUGCGACCUCUCUGCUCACCUACACGAAGCUUACUGUCGAUGUCCAAGUAGUCGCUCGUUCUGCUGCUACAGCUUCUACGACGAUCGCAAUGGCAUUCACAGGUACAGUUUGCAUUGCAUUGGCCAUGUGGCUCUGCUGGCGACAUUUGUGGGAUCGCUACGGCAGGUAUGGGGCAUAUACUGAAAGGUAA
Molecule: messenger RNA, 597 nt
Organism: Alternaria arborescens
Lineage: Eukaryota; Fungi; Ascomycota; Dothideomycetes; Pleosporales; Pleosporaceae
Exons: 1
Coding region: 1-597 (198 amino acids)
Source: RefSeq, a predicted model, not a curated record